Molecule: messenger RNA, 1350 nt
Organism: Fusarium redolens
Lineage: Eukaryota; Fungi; Ascomycota; Sordariomycetes; Hypocreales; Nectriaceae
Exons: 4
Coding region: 1-1350 (449 amino acids)
Molecular function (GO): protein-phosphatidylethanolamide deconjugating activity
Source: RefSeq, a predicted model, not a curated record
AUGGAGAACGCCAUGGCCAAUGUCGACCUAGGACGUUAUCGACGGAUCGUGCAGAUGUUCUGGGAUCCAGAACCUACCAACGAUGUUGCCCACGAUCACCCAGUCUGGUGUCUAGGACGUUCCUACAAGCUAAGCGACAAGAAAAACACAAAGUCCGAUGAACAUAAUCCCCAGACGCCGCCCCCAGCACCAAAGUCGGACACUGAAGAUCAGGAUGCAACUCGAUCGUCCAACAUACCGACAAACGCCCCAGAAACCCCACCAGAAUCGAUAUCGAGUAGCUUCUCAUCAUCACUGGCAUACGAUGACCAGUCGAACGAUGGUGGAUGGCCAUCAGGCUUCAUAAAUGAUUUCGAAUCAAGGAUAUGGAUGACUUACAGGUCUGAGUUCGAGCCCAUUACCCGUUCCACGAACCCCCAAGCCACAUCUGCAUUGUCCCUGUCCAUGAGACUCAAGAGUCAACUAGGGGAUCAGAGUCCAUUCUCAUCGGACAGCGGAUGGGGAUGCAUGAUUCGGUCCGGUCAAAGUUUACUUGCAAACACCAUCGCACUCAUUCGCCUUGGGAGAGACUGGCGUCAGGGACAAUCACUCGAAGAAGAAUGCCGAAUCCUCAAAGACUUCGCCGAUGAUCCAAGGGCUCCAUACUCAAUCCACAGUUUUGUUCGACAUGGUGCCAGCGCAUGUGGCAAGUAUCCAGGUGAAUGGUUUGGCCCAUCAGCAACAGCCCGCUGUAUCCAAGCAUUGGCGAAUUCACACGAGCCCUUAAUUAGAGUAUACUCCACUGGCGAUGGACCUGAUGUAUACGAAGAUGAUUUUAUGAAAAUUGCGAAGCCAACAGGUGAAGCCUUCCACCCCACGCUUGUAUUGGUGGGAACUCGGCUGGGAUUGGAUAAGAUCACUCCCGUGUAUUGGGAAGCUUUGAUUGCGGCUCUUCAGAUGCCGCAAUCCGUUGGUAUCGCAGGAGGUCGUCCAUCAUCAUCCCAUUACUUCAUCGGCUCGCAAGGGUCCUUUCUAUUCUACCUUGAUCCUCACCAUACAAGGCCCGCCCUUCCCUACCACGAGAACCCAACGGAUUACACCAGUGAAGAGAUAGAAUCGUGUCAUACUGCUCGGCUGCGCCGCAUCCAUGUCCGCGAGAUGGAUCCCAGUAUGCUCAUAGGUUUCUUGAUUCGAAGCGAAGAAGACUGGCAGGACUGGAAACGCGGUGUAAAGCACGUACAAGGCAAGUCGAUCAUCCACGUGGCGGAGCGAAACGCAGUCCAUGGAGGCUCAAGCGAGGGUCGCGAAGGCGCAAUCGACGAAGUUGAAACGCUAAGUGACGAUGAUACGGAUACCAUUCAAGAGGCCUAG